AUGGGUGUGUGUUGCGUUGAGUGUCAAAAAACCUUUUCGUGUCAAAGUAAUUUUAAGAGACACAGAAAAGAAGUUCAUAAAGCGGAAGUGUCGCCUAUCGAAUUUGAUAAACAAAUUGCAAAUUUUCAAUGCCUCGAGGGUUGUAAUAUUUCUUUUAAGAAGAAUGACGACCUAAGGAAGCAUUUAUCACAGAAACACAAUAUUAUUCAAGAAACUGUUGAGAAGGCUUUUAUGUCAUAUGAAGAAUUUGAGAUUUGGUUAAGCUUAGAAGAGAACGCUUGUGAUAUAAGAUACAUUAAAGUUGGACAUAAACGCGGGUUGGAUAUACCAGGGAAUGGUAGUUAUGGUGAUAAAAGCAAAGAUAUUAUGUACUUCUCUUGUAGUAGAUCAGGUAAACAGAGAACUGUGCCUCACGAAAAUUUGAAAAAAAAUUCAAAAAUUCAGGGAACAUCAAAAAUUAAUAGUGCUUGCACAAGCCAAAUAGUUGUCCAAAAGCUUAAAAAUGGUGAAUGUUAUGUAAAAUACUACAAAUCUCACUAUGGCCAUGCGAAAGAUUUGCAUCAUUUGAGAAUAUCAAAAGUCAGUAAAGAAAACAUUGCCUCUAAAUUAGUGAAGGGAGUUUCCAAGAAUGAGAUUUUAGAUGGAAUUAGAGAGAACACAUGUAAUUGUAAUAGGGACAGUUUGCUCACCCUGCAAGAUAUUAGGAAUAUACAAACAUCCUAUAAAAUUAAUGUCGAACAGGGAUUCAGACAUAAAAAUGACAAUAUGAAUGUAUCCUUGAGGGUUGAGGAAUGGAAACAAUGGGAGGAGAAUCCAAUACUUCUUUAUAAGGAACACAAUUCAGUAGAAUUCACAGAAUAUAAUUUUCAAAAGGAAGAUUUUUGCCUCAUAUUUAUGAACAAAAUGCAAAAUCAAAUGUUGAAAAAAUUUGGCAAAAAUAUUAUUUGUAUUGACACCACUCAUGAUGUUGAUUUUGAGUUGACUACAAUUUUAAUAAUUGAUGAAUUUUACCAUAGUUUUCCUACGGCAUUUAUGUUUACAAACAGAAAAGACACCUAUAUUUAUGAAGUGUUUUUCAAUGAAGUUAAAAAAGCUGUAGGUGAAAUCAAAAUAAAAGUUCUUAUGACUGAUAUGACGGGAGUAUUUGUGAAUGCUUGGCAAAAAGUCAUGGGACCUAUCGGAAGGCAUUUAUUUUGUGCGUGGCAUGUUGACAGAGGGUGGCAACAAAAUCUUAGUAAAGUCCAACCCCUCGAGGAUCGAAAAUGGGUAUAUAAAACCUUGAAACAUUUACAGACCACAUUGAAUGAAGAACGGUUCGAAAGAGGAUUAUGUUCAUUUUUAAGUAUUCUUGAAUCCAAAUACCGCACAUUUUUUGAGUAUUUCUUUACUAAUUAUGCUGAUAAUAAAUUAAAGUGGGCAUAUUGUUAUAGGAAGAAAAGUGGAAUUACAAAUAUUCAUGUUGAAAAUAUGCACAAAGUAAUUAAAUAUAUUUAUCCAGAAAGGAAGUCUGUUCCAAGACUUGACAAGGCUUUGUAUAAUUUAGAACAUUUUUUGCGUAAUAAAACAAUUGAGAGACUAAUUAAAUUAACAGAGGGAGAAUGUACAGAACAUAUUAAUACAGUCAAUAAGAGACACCGACUUGCCCUGACUCAAAAAUAUCAGAUAAAUACUGACUCAGAUAAUGUUUAUUUAUUAAAAAACUCUUCUGGUAACGAUGAACUCGAACAGAAAGUCACAGUAACAAAAAUAAAUUCUAAUAUAUGUUGUGAAUUAAUAUGCAGGUUUUGUAAUAUUUGUACUCAUAUGUUUCAAUGUACAUGUAUGGACUAUAAUAUUAAAAACACAAUAUGUAAACAUAUUCAUUAUGUUUGUUUAAAUAAUCUUGGGAAUACUUGUACUCGAAAAGUUGAAAUUGAAUAUUUAGCUGAAAAUUUAGGAUCUAAUGUUCAAAAGCAUAUUGAAAUACUUCAGAAACAAAUAACUGCAGCUGCAUCUCAGAUAACUGAAAAUGUAAAAUCCAGACUACAUCAGACAGAUGUUUUGGAACAAAUUCUCCAGGGUCUCACUCCAAUUGUCGCAUUAAGUAAGAUUUCUGACAACAAAAUAUGACAAUAUUUCCAUCAAUUUAAAUAAAAUUCAGGUACUAGUCAUCAAAAAGAGUGAAAAACAGACUUUUUAAAUUUUUGUUAUUUAACCAAAUACUUGCUUAUAUAUAUACAAUUAAAAUGUAUUAUUAUUGGUAUUCAGGAUAAAAUCGGGAAAUAGUCGCUCAUAUUCGGACUUACAAAACCCUUAAAAUUUGCAAAAAUUUUGCCUUGCAGCCGUUUUUUAAUCUUACACAUUCCCAUACCUAGUAGAGGAUUUUUCAAAUAUGUAUUACCAUUCGUAUUAUUUUUUUUUAGUUUUAAAUAGAUACAUACUAACUAGGCAAAAAAUGGCAUAUUAUAACUAAAAAUGUACACGUUAUUAUUAGCUUAAUAAUAAAUAUGCGGGUAGGAAAAAGUUAUUUUUAUGAGAAACAUAAAAACUAUUUGUAUUGCAACAAAAAUAAAGAAUUUGGUUUCAAUGGCUUUCUUGCCUUCUUCCAAUUAUUGAAAAAUAUAAUGUUAUACUCAUCUACUUAAUUUUACCUAAUUUUAGAAUACUAGAUUUCCCUAUCUUUUGAAAACCGCGCUUACUCAGAAUGCCAUAAAAAAGAUCCGGCAACUGUGGAUCGCACUCAAACAAUUGCGGCGUAUUCUGGGGUAGGUACAUAGAUACAUGAUUUUUCAAUAGGAGGUAGUUUCGCUUAUCACCCAUUUCCGACAUCCGUCGAAGAUUUAUUUAUUUAUCGUUUCGCUUCUUCGUCGUGCUAGAAAAAAAUUAUAUAUAUAUAUAUAUAUAUAU
Molecule: messenger RNA, 2886 nt
Organism: Cylas formicarius (sweet potato weevil)
Lineage: Eukaryota; Metazoa; Arthropoda; Insecta; Coleoptera; Brentidae
Exons: 4
Coding region: 1-2109 (702 amino acids)
Source: RefSeq, a predicted model, not a curated record